UGCAGUACGCGGUAUACGCAGGUAGCGUACUACGAUUUCAAUACGCAACAAAAAGUCAAAAGUGGUAGUGUGACGUCGCCGAACGUUUUAAAAUUGAGAUAGCGUAAAUAAAGUUAUCGAGAUAUUUUACGCCCACAUCGUUAUCUAAGGGUGGAAUUUGGGGUCUGCGUACCAACGUAGUUUGUUUCCCAGCCUGGAAGAGGAGCCUAUGCAGCGUUAGUUUUUCCCGCCGGCGUAUUGUUUUCCGCCAGCGAGUAUUUUUGGGUAUUUCCACCUUGAGAAGAUUAGAUUUGGGAAAUUUGGCAGUCCACCACCACCAGUUUGAUUUCCUGUAACGACAAAACCGAACGCCUGGAAUGCGAGGUCACCAACCUGUUCCCAGCGGAUGUAAGGCGAUUAGAUAAGAAGCAACGCCAUUACCGAGAUGAAUUAAGAUGUACCGGACACGACUUUGUUUGCAUUUCACGCAAACAUCAACGAUGAUAUUCUCACACAACUUCCAGGAAAUAUUAAUGGGGAAACAAGGACUCCAACAAAUGGAUUUUGGAUAUUGGAAUUCAAUAACAAACUAAAACAGGGAGACGAGGUUAACUACUGGAUGAACGUAAAUGCAAAUCGCCGUGUAUAUAGAAAGGAUUCCAUAAAAAUUAUCCGACUUUUGGAUGAAUACACUGAGCUUAGGAAUAGAUGCGAUCCCGCGUCCACAGUUAUUAAUGCGGAUAAAUCGACGUGUCUUUAUAACGUGAUCUUUCAAGAUAAAUUCGAGGGAACUGCUCUCAAUACGAUGCUUUGGAAGGUGGAGCACAAAAUUCCCACCUAUUCCGAACCGAAUUCGCCAUUUAAUUCGUAUGAAAAUCGGGAAGAUACCCGAUUUAUCAAAGAUAACAAAUUGCACUUGAAACCAAACGCAGUUGCCGAAGCAGAAGUUCGUGGAACCUUAAAUUUGAGAGACGGAUGCACGGGAACUAAAGAAACAGAAUGCUUCUACGAACAAAGAUCAUCGUUUCUGUUACCACCAGUCAAAUCGGCUAAAAUUGUUUCAAAGACUUCAUUUAAGUAUGGCAAGGUCGAAAUUAGAGCCCAACUGCCCAGAGGUGACUGGAUAUUCCCCAUUAUACAAUUGGAGUCCGCCCAAAAGGAUAUCGCAAAUCCGUCAAAAAUUUGGAUAGCGUACAGUAGAGGUAAUACCAAAUUAAUCAUGAGCGAUCCAAACGACAUCGAUGUACGUAAAUUUAGUGACAACGAUAUUGGGGGGCGUCUCUUGCUCUCAGGACCUGUGGCGGAGGUGGAGGAACCCGAACGAAGUAGACGGUUGGUUCACAAGUAUGCGAAUCAACCGUUCUUUGACGAUUACCACAUUUAUGGCUUGUUGUGGACCAAAAAUGAAAUGCGUUUCUACAUAGAUUCUGAGGAGUAUGGAUCUGUAGACUUGAAAUCAUUAACAGAAAACUUCGAUCGAGAGUGCGUCCUGAGUUUAGGUGUUGGAGUUGGAGGAUUAUUCGAUUUUCCCGAAGGAGUCUCAAGUAAUAAAAAACCAUGGAAAAAUGAAGACAGACACGCAAUCAAACGAUUCUUUGAGGGGAAACCCACAUGGCUUCAAACGUGGGAUGACGAAAAGUCCUGUCUUAUUGUCGAUUAUGUACAAGUUACGGCGGUUUAAACCAUGUCUAGCCCAUUGUGUGUCUGGGAAGAACUGUUGAUGUAUAUUAUAAAAAUGUAUUACUAAAUCAAAUAAAUUUUAUAUUUAAUAUGA
Molecule: messenger RNA, 1753 nt
Organism: Photinus pyralis (common eastern firefly)
Lineage: Eukaryota; Metazoa; Arthropoda; Insecta; Coleoptera; Lampyridae
Product: beta-1,3-glucan-binding protein 1-like
Exons: 8
Coding region: 599-1660 (353 amino acids)
Biological process (GO): carbohydrate metabolic process
Molecular function (GO): carbohydrate binding; hydrolase activity, hydrolyzing O-glycosyl compounds
Source: RefSeq, a predicted model, not a curated record